This is a messenger RNA of Penaeus chinensis, 12869 nucleotides long. RefSeq names its product MAM and LDL-receptor class A domain-containing protein 1-like. The record is from RefSeq and is a predicted model, not a curated record. Gene Ontology annotation, cellular component: membrane. Gene Ontology annotation, biological process: nervous system development. Bases 1 to 12231 code for a protein of 4076 amino acids. Lineage: Eukaryota; Metazoa; Arthropoda; Malacostraca; Decapoda; Penaeidae. Gene Ontology annotation, molecular function: protein binding. The transcript has 31 exons.
AUGUGGCAUAGCAGUUUAUUAGUAAAGGAAUUCUUGUGUUCCGACGGGACGGGCAUAAGUUAUGAUAAAGUGUGUGACUUCAUUGCCGACUGUCCUGGGAAGAAUGACGAAGAUGUCUGCGGUGACUGUAAUUUCGAGAUGGGAUCUUGCGGCUGGACAUUCCUCGACACAAACGACAACAUCUGGAAGCGAGGUCGGAACAUGACAGAGGACUCGGGUGUUGAUUUCAUAUACGACCACACCCUGGGAACAGACGCCGGGUACUUCGUUUACACCAGCGAGCAACCCAGCGACGUAGAGGGCCCUGCUGUAAUGGUCACCAAUUCCCACCACAAUUCACAUCUUCAGUGUGCUAUGGAGUUCUGGUUUAGAGAGAACUCCGUAAUCGAGUCUGGUCGCCACGUGCAUCUUACCGUGAGCGUUAAUAAAGAUGGCCAGUCCUCUCCAGUAUUCUUCCUCAUCGAUAGCAAGAACAGAGACUGGAUGUUUGCAUCGGCCAGGCUCAUGGACUGGCAGGGGGAAUUCACCGUGCAGAUCGAAGGUCAGAACGACAAUGGCCCGGCUGACCUGACCCUUGAUGACAUCACAUUCACUGGCUGUGCCUUGCCUGUGUCCUCCUCCGACUGUCUUCCUUACCAAUUGAAAUGUUCCUGGACAGGAUUGUGUAUUGAACCGGACCUCAUGUGUGAUAAUACGAACGACUGCGGUGACCUCAGUGAUGAACAGAAUUGUGGUGCAUACCCGAAUAUCUGUGACUUUGAGGAAGAUCAACUGUGUCUUUGGACUCAAGAACCUGAAAACGAUGACAUUGACUGGCAGUAUGGGAGUGGUCUGACACCUGCUGGCAGUAGAACUUUCCUGACAGGCCCUCCCGUCGACCACACAACUCGACUCUCAGUUGGCCACUACAUGUACAUCACAAAUCCUUCCUCCCUUAAUGCAGAGGAAGAGAAGGACACGAAAACAUACCGUGCUUGGCUACUUAGCCCUGUUUUGACUGUGGAAGGAGACGAUUCGGUCGACUGCAAACUUCGAUUCCAUUACUACAUGUAUGGAGAACAUGUACAGGAGUUGAAUGUCUACAUCGCAACGGAAUCGAAUGGAGAGAAGAUUCUGGCUUUCAGGAGGACAGGGGAACAAGGACAGUUUUGGGAUCGUGCAGUUGUGCAGGCUUCAGUCAGUGAGGACAAGCCAUUCCAGUUUAUCAUUGAAGGAGUUACUAGCAAUCUCGAAUUUACUGAUAUUGCUAUUGAUGAUCUCUCAUUCACACAAGUCUGCACGCAAGUCAAUAAUACUCUCCCUAUAGGAUCCACUCCAAUGCCUCCAUAUAAUCCCUGUAGUGAUGAUGAAUUCUAUUGCAGGACAAAGGAUGAGUGCAUCCCCAAUGCAAAUAGAUGUGAUUGGAAAGCAGAUUGCAGUAAUAAAGCUGAUGAAGAGAAUUGCGGUGAGUGUGAUUUCGAAAAUGGCAUGUGUGACUGGUCAGACGUUAGUGAAGGCCUCUUCCAGUGGAAACGGAUUGUUGCUAAGUCAAUAAGCGCAUAUGAACACCCACAUCUAGAUCAUACUUAUGGAGUGCCCGAAGGACAUUAUGUGUAUGUUGAGGGUGCAGAAGGUAUAGAGGGUAAGACAGCAGUCAUGGUGAGCCCACCAGUACAACACACAACAGGAUACUACUGUGAAUUGCAUUUUUGGGUGUACGUCAAGAAUGGCUUGAAUGCACACCUCGCUCUGUAUUAUCACAAUGAUUAUGAGGACAUUGAUCAUCUACUCUAUAACUCAACAUACUCAGUAGAGGAGGAACUAUGGUAUGAAGUCAUUGCACCGGCCAGACUUACACCAAGAAAAGCUUACUUCAAGUUGGCUGCAACUCCAGUCUUUGACCAGAGUAGUGACUGGGCUGCCUCUCACUCAGCUCUUGCUGUUGAUGAUAUUGAUUUCUUCAAUUGUAAUGAGCUUCUUCUGGGACUGGACUGUGAUUUUGAAGAACCUGAAGAUUGUAACUGGAGGCAAGAUCACUCUGCAGAGCGGGAGUGGAAAAUGAGUGACAUAUACCACGGUCAACUUGGCGACCACACUACAGGUGAGGGCAAGUACAUGUACGUGGACUUUGUGACUCCGGCAAACAAAGGUGAUAAGGCAAGAAUGUUGAGUACAGCCCAGUCUGAGCCACAUGAUUCUAAGAACGUCUUCUCUCUGUGGUACUACUUCUAUGGCGAAAAUGUUGGAAUAUUCAGAAUUAUACAGAUGCUGCAAAAUACAAAACAAAAUGAAACUCUGUUUGAGCUUAAGGAUUCUCAAGAAGAUCGAUGGAUGUUAUUUGAAAAAAGUCUUGAGCCAAAUGAUGACUACACCAUUAUCAUUGAGGCAGAGUGGGAGGAGGCAGGUCUUGGAUUAGUGGCGAUAGAUGACAUAAAAAUGACUUCGAAGCUGACCCAAGCUUUAUGUGACUUUGAGGAGGACUUUUGUCAAUGGAAACAGGGUGAAGGAGGCACCACAGUUUGGAAGAGGGACCGGGGCAAGCAUAAUGUGACUGAAAACCCUCCUGUAGAUCACUCUACUAAUACAGAAAUGGGAUAUUAUGCUUACCUGAAAAUAAAAGCAAAGCCUGAAAAAAGGGGAUUCCUGGAGUCUCCCUUAUACGAGUCUGUGGGUGUUCAGUGCCUUAGGUUCUGGUAUCAUUUGCUAGGAGAAAAGGUUGGAGAUUUGGCAGUGGCCUUGAAAGACCCAUUAAUAUCAGAUAAGUUUAUUCCUGUUUGGUCUCAUGGAUCUAACACGUUUGAGAUGUGGAGCCUUGGUAUGGUAACUCUUCCAGACCUGCAGAAAUUUGUGGUAAGGUUUGAAGGUAUCACAGGAACAAACAAUAUGAGUAGUAUUGCUUUGGAUGAUAUUGAAUUCGUCCCUGGCACUUGUCCUAGAAGACACGUAUGCGAUUUUGAAUAUGAUCUCUGUGACUGGUACAAUGAAGACACUGGUGAUGACUCAUUUGACUGGAUAAGAGCUACAGGCAUAGAAGGCACAGGACCUCUGGUGGAUCACACAAUUAAUUAUGAGACAGGUCAUUACAUGCUUGCUAAGCUUGAAGGUAAGAAGAAAGGAGACUCUGCCAAGCUGUUUAGUGGUACAGUCCCUGCAAAACUCAAGUGCAUAACUCUGUGGUACUCAAUGCAACACAUAGUUGAUGCAACCCUCAGUGUUAAUUUAGUAGGGCAAGGUGAUGGAGACCCUCUGUUGCAGGUUUAUAAUUCUUCCUUAGAAUAUCUGUGGGAAGAAGCAGUUAUAAUAACAGACAUAAUAUCAGACACCUAUGAAGUAGCAUUACUUAUCCUUGUUGAUGAAGAUAUAACAUUCUCUGAAUAUGAUGCAGUUGCAAUUGAUGAUAUUGCAUUUACUGAGAACUGUCAGGUUAUCACUCUUCCCCCACCUUUAACUACACCUGAACCCACUCAUCUGCCGACGGUAUAUGACUGCGAUUUUGAGAAAAAAGACAGCCCCAUCUGUUACUGGGAGCAAGAUAAAGAUGAUGGAUUUGACUGGAGGCACUGGCAAGGGACACCACCUGAUGGUGUGGAGACAGGGCCAGACAGUGACCAUACUACCAUGGCAAAGGACGGUCAUUACAUCUAUGCUUUCCCCAAUGAAUAUUCAAAUGAAAUUGGUCGAUUGAUCAGUCCUGACUUCAAUGUUGGUACUAGUGCUGCAUGUUUAUCUUUCUGGUAUCACAUGCAUGGAUUUGAAGUUGGGAAAUUAACAGUGAAAAUGGAGACAGACAGUAAUCACAGCAAAGCGCUGUGGGAAAGGUCUGGUGAGCAAAGCCGUGAAUGGAUUCAAGGUAAAGUCCAGUUUUCUAAUGGUGACAGUGGCAAGAUGAUAUUAGAAGCACAUGUUAAGAAUGCAGGGCGCGGCAAUAUUGCUAUUGAUGAUAUACUGUUUGAUUUCAGUCCAUGUAAGAGCAGUGGACUCUGUGACUUUGAGAAUGGUAUGUGCCAUUUCGAGCAGUCACUAGAAGAUGAAACUGACUGGGAUCUAGUAACAGCAAGUUUAGAUGAGGACUUAAAUGUCCCAAGCUCAGAUCACUCCACUCAAGAGGCUGGAGGCCACUACAUCAGGCUUACAGAUCCAGGAACAUCUAUGAUAUUCACUAAUGAGUUCGAUCCUAAAUAUAGAUGUGUUGAGUUCUGGGUAUAUCUGGAUGGCUAUGAGGGAUAUGAUGCAUCAACUCUGACAGUUUACACUCGCUUGGAUGGGAAUAUCAAUCCUGAACCUCUACUCUACAUUGGAGAUAUCCUUGGACGCAGCUGGAACCACUAUGUUUUGCCUGUGGCACUUCCCAAACCUUACUCUCUUGCCUUUGAAGGCACUGUAAGAGGUGGGCAAUACAUAAUAGGCUUAGAUGAUAUACAGCCACGCCUAACAUGUGAGCCAAUGAGUGAGUGCAAUUUUGAAGAAGAUCUAUGCAUGUGGAAAAAUAUUCCAGAAGAUGACUUUGACUGGAUGCUUGGAAGUGGUGAUCAACUCACAAAUGUAAAUGCUCCACCAGUAGAUGUUACACUAGGAUCUCCUUAUGGAAGUUAUGCCUUUGUUGAUACAUAUAGUGCAGUAAAUAAGAACAAUAUAACUAAAGGAGUCUUGGAAUCUAACAUUAUGGAAGCAGAAGAUCGAUGUGUUAGUUUCUGGUAUCACAUUCAAAGUUCAGGGUCACCAAGUCUAAUUCUUAGUAUUAGAAAUGCAUAUGAUACCCAACUUACAGAUGUAUGGACUCACAGUGGUACUUUGAUGGCAGACUGGACAUUUGUGCAAGUCAAUAUAAGCAAAUACGAGAGAUAUGGCUUAAGAUUGAGUGCUACCUCAGACCAUGGAGAAGUCGGAGUAAUUGCAUUGGAUGAUGUUAAAGUGGAAAGUGGACUUUGUUCAAAUUCGUCACAACCAGACUGUGUGACAAAAUGUGACAACCUGUGUAUACAUGAGGAACAAAUGUGUAAUUUCAUACAGGACUGUAGCCUUGCACAAGAUGAGCGUUUCUGUGGAUACAACUGCACAUUUGAACAAAAGGGUGCUGACCAAGAACACUGCCAGUGGAAAACCAUCAAUGAAGAUCAUUCAGUGUUCAUAUGGCAACAGCUCUCAGGCAUGAUGGAUAAUCCCUUCGGACCUCCAUUAGACCAUACAUUACUUACACCUGAAGGACACUACAUGGCAGUUGUCCCAAUAACAGUCGAGUCCCGAGAGGGAGACCAAGCCAUCCUUCAGAGUCCAACGCUGCGAAAUUCUGCAGCAUACUGCCGCAUGCGUUUUUACUAUAUUGUGUAUGGAUCAACUGCAAAUAAUAUCGGGACAUUGAGAGUGGUAUACCAAGUUGAUGACAUAACUGUAGAAGUGGUAAAGUUUACUGGAAAUCAGGGUGAUGAGUGGAAGGAAGGUAUAGCAUAUAUUGGAAGAAUAUCAAAGGAAUUCCAUGUAAUGUUUGAAGGAGGUCGUAAUCUAGAAGUGGGUGGUUAUAUAGCUGUUGAUGAUAUUUUGUUUGAAAACUGCUUCCUUCCUACACCACAGGAUCCUGGGGAAUGUACAGACUAUGGAUGUAUCAAUAUGGCCUGUGUAUCAAUGUUUGAGAGAUGUGACUUUGUUGAUGACUGUGGAGAUUACUCCGAUGAGGACACCGAGUUAGCAGAUUGCUAUAAAUUUUAUGCCAGAUGUGACUUUGAAGAUGGUAAUCUCUGUGAGUGGUUCACUGAAAAUGAGAACAACUGGCUGCUUGGAUCUCCAGACACUCAGGAUAUUAUUCCACCACGGGAUCAUACAACUAAUACAGCUAUGGGAACUUACCUUUACAUUGAAAGUACACAGAGUAAUAUAAAUGCAACAGCUGGCUCUCUUGUAAGUCCUGUCAUAAAAUGGGAGAGAAAUCAGCCUAAUGCUCCUCCAUGCAUAUUGCGUUUCUUCUACUAUAUUGAUGGACCUGCAGUGGACAGUCUAGUUAUAUCUACAAGGAGUACAGUCAAUGGGCCACUUACUGCUCAUUUGACAAUAAAAGGGGCCGUGGGUCCUUACUGGGAGAGAGCAGAAGUGUAUGUGCCACCUCAUUACAUAAUGGAUAACCCUGUCCAGUAUGUCAUCAAAGCUGCCACUCUAGAUUAUACAGCAGAGCAACGAUCUGUGAUAGCCAUUGAUGAUAUCUCUUUCAGUGAGACCUGUGGUAAAGGGGAUUAUCUGCCCACAGGACCACCUGUUGUCACCACAACUACGUCCGGUCCAUGCAGCAAUGAUUACCAGUGUGAAAAUGGAGCUUGUAUCCCCAUGGACCGUGUUUGCAACUUCAUUAAUGAAUGCAUGGAUAACUCAGAUGAAAGAACGUGUGCCGAGUGCACCUUUGAUGAUGGCAUUUGUGGCUGGCAAGAUCAGAGUCAUGGUGCAUAUUUUUGGUCCCGAGAAGAAUCUCCCACGGAGGGGCUUGCAGGCCAAGUCAUGAUUGCGGAAGAAAGGUUUGGCAGCAUUUCACCAUCAGCUGACCUUGUGAGUGUACCUCUUGGCCGGUCUCAUGUAUCAUGUGUUAUGUCUUUCCGUUAUUACAAACAGGGAGGAGAGAACGGUGGAUCGGCAUUACGUGUAUAUCUGAAAAGCAAUUUAGGAAAUGAGUACACAAUAUGGUCUGUUCUUAGUGAUAUGGGAUCAGACUGGCAUGAACAGACUAUUGGAAUAGGUGAACACGAAGCAGGCUGGAGUCUGAAAUUUGAGGCAGAUAACUAUGAAAAGGAGGGACUGAUAAUGAUAGAUAACAUUCACUUCAUUAACUGUUCUGUCCCAGAACCAACAAUAUGCAAACCUGAUGAGUUCAGUUGCUUAAAUGGCAACUGCAUUGAUCACAGUGCUCUUUGUGACUUCAGUGAUGACUGUGGAGAUAAAACAGAUGAGCUUGGUCUCGUAUGUGAAAAAUAUCCAGAAAGAUGCACAUUUGAAGAGGACUUCUGCAGGUGGGAACAAGAAAGCAGUGAACUCCAGUGGAUUCGAAAGAAUGGCGAUACAUUAGCAGAGGAUGUAGGCCCAGAUUAUGAUCACACAUAUGGAAAUGAUACAGGAUAUUACUUGUAUUUGGAAAGUGCCAUUGGCUCAACAGGAAAAUAUGGCCGAAUAUCUAGCACCUCCUUUUAUCCUUCAGCAGGCGAGUGUGAAUUCAGGUUCUGGUACAUGAUAAGAGCCCAACAGAAUAUCGUCUUAACUGUAUAUGCAGUUGAAACAUCUGUGAAUUCACAGAAGGUACAGAAAGAAAUAUUCCACACAACAGGAUCUGAGGAAUAUCUAUGGGAAAAGGUGGCUGUCUCUGUUAAUUUUGCGCGAUAUUUCAAGAUCAUGUUUGAGGGUAAAGUAGGAGAGCCAGUCACUGGAGACAUUGCCAUUGAUGACGUUUCAUUUUCACCAGAUUGUCAGAUAACCACACUACCACCAGGGCAGUGUCAGGAGGACGAGUUUCUGUGUGUAGAAUCCAAGACAUGUAUAAUUAAGACAAAAGUGUGUGACUUACGUUAUGAUUGUCAAGACGCUAGUGAUGAGGUCAUGUGUCCAUCUUACUGCAAUUUUGAAGUGGAUUCGUGUGGAUGGCAGGAAGCUGUCAAUGAUAGUCUCAACUGGGUAGUAGCAAGAGCUAAUGAUAGCUCCUUUGGAACAGAAAAUGGUGGUCCAUAUGAGGAUGCAACGCACCUGAAGGCAGGACAUUUCCUUCUCCUUUAUAAGACCAGUGAAAAUGUAAAAGAUCAAGAGGGUUAUACUCAUACACACUGGUAUCAGAACUCUGCCCCAUCCUGUCGAUUCAAGUAUUGGUACUACAUGAAUGGAGUCUUGGGAUCUGAUGUAGUUCUUCGACUGAACAUUACGCCAGAAAUCUUCACAAACUUGACCUUCUUCAACUCAAAUUCUAAUGAAGAUGGAGAAUGGCUGUCUGAUGAGGUUGGUAUAGGUAGACAGAAAUCACCAUUCCAGGUAUCCUUGUACAAGAUUCCAUCCAAUGAUUACUAUGGGAAGUUUGCCAUUGAUGAAGUAAAGUUCGAGAAUGACUGCCACUAUCCUGACCCACAACCAGAUGACUGCGAUAUGAACUUCCUCUGUCCCAUCACAAAGGUGUGUGUCUCUUUGGAGAACGUGUGUGAUAUGAGCGACGACUGCGGUGAAGGUGAAGACGAGGCUUCGGGACAGUGCAAUGAAUACCAACGAUACACACUCGAGGACAAUAGCUGGAAGGACUGGUUUGAACAAGGGGAGAAUGGUGUUGAUGACGACUUCGACUGGACAUUAUGGAGUGGAAGCACGGAAGUUCUGGGCAUGGGCCCCAACUUCGACCAUACAACAUUCAGUCACGCUGGCCACUACUUUUACCUUGAUGCCUCAUUCCUAUAUAAUAAGGUAGCCUGGCUGAAGACCAAGCCAAUGAAAACUAAAUCUACGUGUUUCUUCACUUUCUAUACCCACAUGUAUGGUGAAGAAGUGGGAUCUCUCUCAAUAUUACUGAAAGACGCUUCUUCGGCAACAAAUCUGCUCAUGAACAUGACCGGCUCCCAAGGAAAUGUGUGGCGGAAGGUGUCCUUUAUGGUAGAUGCAAGUUCCGUGGGAGAGGAAUUCCAGUUAAUCAUCGAAGGGCGUGUUGGCGAAAAGGUGCUCGGGGAUAUCGCUAUUGACGAUUUCGUAUUUACGCCGGAGUGCAGCCUCGUCAACCCUCCGCCUCGAAAUUGCACUGCCAGUGAGUACCGUUGCAAAAGCGGCACGUGUCUGCCAUUGACCAGCAGGUGCAACUUCGUGGUCGAAUGCCCGGAUGGAGACACUUCCGACGAGGAUGGGUGUGUUCCUCAAAAGUGCAAUUUCGAGGGUCGAGAUAUUUGCAACUGGGAGGUGAAAUCGAACGACCAUAACACGCCGGAGAGAAACGUUGUAUUCACCUGGGAAUUCUUACGCGGAGUAGAAGUCGCGAACAACUCCGACCAAGCGCUCUACCAACCCCCUCUGGACCACACGCACGCAGAUGCAGACAGCUACUACAUGUUUACCUCGGCCGAAAGGGGAAACUUCGAAGAUUCAACAGACCUCAUUAUGUCUAUCCCCAUUGGGGAGUCUGGCACCACAUGUCGUGUUCGUGUAUGGUACUGGCUCUACGGUGCCACGCCUGGCUCUCUCCAUGUGACACUUGUGUCGGAGUCAGAAGAGGUCGUAGAAAAAUGGAUGACGGAUGGAAAUCAUGAAAAGAAUUGGAAUGUGGUUGAGGUGCCUCUCGGCCAUGUCGUGGACCAGCGAGUCGCCAUCACGGCAAAACGCGGCCAGGUCUACGAGGGGGCGGGGGCACUGGAUGACGUGGAGUUCGUUGACUGCGCACCACCUGUUCCUCCUCCUUCAGGCUUGUCGUGUUCCGAGCUGUCCCGGUAUGAGUGCAACACGGGCGCCUGCAUCGACGACGGCCUCAUAUGUGACUACAGCGACGAUUGCCUUGACCUCUCUGACGAACUCGGGUCUCUUUGUACAUCGUAUAAGUACCGCUGUGACUUCGAACAUGGACUCUGCUCUCCGUGGACGGAAGAGAUCGUUGAUAAUGCGAAUUGGAUACUCCUGAAGGCUUCAGCAGACCCGCUGGGUACUCUGCCGGAUGGGGAUCAUACCCACUCCACGAGUGAUGGACACUACAUGGUAUUCAAUGGCCUCCCUACAAAGGAAUCGACAGAGCUGAUAGCGCAGCUUCACUCCCCGGUCAUUCGGGGAACAUCUGCAAAAUGCUCAUUCAGGUUCUGGUAUCAAGUAAGAGGACCAAAUCCAGGAACCAUCAAAGUGUACAGGCGGUAUAGUUAUUACGAGGAUGGCUUGACUCUUAUUAAGGAAAUGGACACGUCUGUUAAGAAUAUCUGGCUAAGGGCAGAUUUUAGAGUUCACAAUGAGACCGAGAAUAAGAAUUAUCAGAUCGUCCUCGAAGGCAGGGCGAGUCAGGACUACAUAGGCAGUCUCGCCGUCGACGAUUUCUCGAUGACGCCCCUGUGCGAGGAGUCUCUCAACCAGAAUCUUCCCGGAGGAGACCACCUCACGACGCCUGUGCCCAUCUGCCCGCCGGGAGAGCUGGCUUGUGACAAUGGCCAGUGCUACAACCCGUCCGUGGCUUGUAACUUCCUGGACGACUGCGGCGACGGCACGGAUGAGCGAGGAUGCACUAAGAGCUGUGACUUCGAGACGGAGGGCGACACGUGCGGCUGGUUCGAGAGCCAGGCGGUGUCUGUCCACUGGAACCGCGGAGGCUUCCCUGCGAACCCUCCAGGACCUGAGAGCGAUCAUGCGCAUGGCACUCAUUCGCAUGAUCUGGCGUCUUUCAAGUCAGGGGGCUCUGCCGGUCAGCUGGCGAUCUUAGAGUCUUACACCUUCUCCUCGGUCAGCCGGAGUUGCGUGCUGUCCUUCUGGCACUACCUCGCCACGACCGGCUCGACUCCAGUGUUCCUUGGGCUCUUUAGGAAGACGGAGCAAGACGCGGCCAACGGCAAACCCCCGGAGCAGCUGUGGAGCGGCUCUUCAGACACGAGCGGAUGGAAGCGCCAGUUCGUCAAUCUGAAGGGAAAACGAGACUUCACUUUGCACUUCCAGGCCGUUCACGAGGAUGGGGAUACGCACAUCGCUAUAGACGACAUCAGAUUCGAGGAGUGCGCCCCACACGUCAACGAAUGCCAGAGUGAGAUCGACUUUGCAUGCGACGAUGGCUCUUGCAUCCCGAGGCAGCACCGGUGUGAUGCGCAGUAUGACUGCCUUGACAAGAGUGAUGAGUUCCAGUGUCCUAAUGUUAAGGGUAACUGCAACUUCGACUCAAUGACCUGGCUGAGUGAGUGUGCCUACAAGCAACGAGAAGACGACGACCUCGACUGGUUACACGCCAGCUCCUCCGGGAUCGUUGGCGUCGGCCCAGACCACGACCACACUUUGGGCUCCAAUGGACACUAUUUGUACGUCACUAACUUUGGAGGUGUUCAAGGGCUGCUUGCAACAUUAAUGCCAGACCAGAAGUACCCUGCUUCAAAGGGCGUGUGUUACAUCCGCUUCUGGUACUUUAUGCACACAAGCCAUCAGGUUGCAGAAAAUGUGGAUCUAGGAACACUCAGAGUAUAUUUAGAAAACAACGCCGGCGAGAGGCUGGUGGUGUCAAUCCGAAGUGGAAACCAAGAGAAGAACUGGCUGGAGGAGAUCAUUCUGGUGGAAGCGGACGAUGAGUUCCACGUUGUCUUCGAGGCUGAAACUGGCACUUCUAAAGACACCUACAUCGCCCUUGAUGACGUUUCGUUCACACCCGAGUGCGAGACGGGCGUCGGCCCCCCGCCCACGAACACGACGUGUCCAGCGGGCGAGCUCCCUUGCAACGUGGGCGGAUGCGUUCCUGCCGAUUUCUUCUGCGAUUGCUUCUACGACUGCGUGGAUGGGUCGGAUGAGUUUGGAUGCACCCAGAGUCCUUGUUCCACCAUCGCUACGCGCCCAACCACCACCUCCACCACCACCACCACCACCACCACUACCACCACCACCCCUGGUCCGGAUCAGUGCAAAGCUACGGAAAUUUCGUGCGAGGACAGUGCCAACACUUGCCUUCCCGCACUUCUCCUGUGUGAUGGCAUUGACGAUUGCCCCGGAGCUACGGAUGAACGCAAUUGCCCGGACAAAACACCGUGCGACCCUGGUUUCUUCUACUGCGCCGACUACUUCAUGCAAGAACACCCUUGCUUGCCCGUCGAGAACCUGUGCGACGGCCGCGUCAAGUGUCGCAGUCACUCCGCUGACGAGUCCCUGUGUGGAGAGUGUCCCAGCAACUACUGCCAGAACGGGGGCCAGUGCAGCUAUAUUGACGGGCCGCCGCAGUGCGACUGUCCUGGGCAGUACACCGGAGAUCGCUGCGAGUUGAUUGCAGGCACAGAUAUCACGACGUCUUCGCCUAUUUCCCCUGGAGACGCUGGAGGUCUGAGUCCUGGGGCUAUUGUAGGAAUAGUACUAGGGGUCCUUGCCAUCCUUAUCUGCAUUGCCCUUAGUGGCUAUUACUACUGGAAGAAGAAGCAGUACUCUUCCUCGCCUCCGGUCCAGAGCGACUGGGACAACCCCCGCAACCAGCCCUACUUCGGCCUGGACAUCCCCCUCCCGACCGCCGACGAAUACCCACUCGAAGACCUCUCGCGUUCGAGCACCACAGGAGUGUCGAAUCCGUCGUUCCUCGCAGACCAUGAAAACCCGGUGUCUGAUUUAUGAAAUCCCGAAGACUUAGCAGAGAGAGAGAAAGAAACAAUUUGAAUUUAAUAUGCGAAAAGAAUCAUCAAAAGUUCUCUGAUUUAUAAAAUUAUUUUUCGAAAAAAAAAAAAAAAUGAUAUGCAGACAUAGUCAUGAAAAGUUCUCUGAUUUAUAAAACUUUUUUUUUCGAAAAUAGAAGAGUAACAAAACAUGAAAUGGUCUCUGCCUGAUGAAAUGGUAAUCUUUAGAAACUAGGACAAUUGUGUAAUUUUUUUAGGCAGAGAUCCAUUUUCUGUAAUUAAUAUCUCUGGUAAAUUGUGAAACUGACUCUCCGCUUCCUAUGAAUUUUGCUAUAAUCAGAGAAAACAAAAUCAAGACAGCUUUUCUUUCUCUUGACGACUGUUUCUUUCUGAUAAAUAGAUCUGAUAAAUACUUCCGUUGUAUAUAGAUCUGCUUAGACCAUUAUGUACGUUAAAAGUAACAUAUCUAACGUUCAGAUUUGUUUUUGUUUUUUUAUAUAUUCACUUAAAGAUGUCUCAGGUUCUUUCUUCACACAUGGAGAAUCUUCGUAGAGAGAUGUAUAUGUACAAAUGUUCAAUGCGAUAUUCUCUUCAAUCUAAGUAAUAUAUGUAUUGUGUAUUUAUAAAUGUAAAGGAUAA